UCUCCCGACCCUCCGGGUUUCCUUUCCUUUCUCCCAGCAAUGACGUCGGGAGAGUCCCUGCACGUGAAGACGCCCAUCCAUGACAGCAUGGCCCUGUCCAAAGUGGCCGGCACCAGCGUCUACCUCAAGAUGGACAAUGCCCAGCCCUCUGGCUCCUUCAAGAUCCGGGGCAUCGGGCACUUCUGCAAAAUGUGGGCUGAGCAAGGCUGUGAACAUUUUGUCUGCUCCUCGGCGGGCAACGCAGGCAUGGCGGCUGCGUAUGCCGCCAGGAAACUGGGCGUCCCCGCCACCAUCGUGGUGCCCAGCACCACGCCUGCCCUCACCAUCGAGCGGCUCAAGAACGAAGGCGCCACAGUCACGGUGGUGGGCGAGACGUUGGACGAGGCCUUCGAAAUGGCCAAGGCCCUGGCGAAGAACAAUCCAGGCUGGGUCUAUGUCUCCCCGUUUGAUGACCCUCUCAUCUGGGAAGGCCACACUUCCAUCGUGAAGGAGCUGAAGGAGUCCCUGAGUGCAAAGCCGGGCGCCAUCGUGCUGUCAGUGGGUGGUGGCGGUUUGCUGUGCGGAGUGGUCCAGGGGCUGCAGGAGGUGGGCUGGGGGGACGUGCCCGUCAUCGCCAUGGAGACCAUUGGUGCCCACAGCUUCCACGCUGCCACUGCUGUGGGCAAGCUCGUCUCCCUGCCCAAGAUUACCAGUGUUGCCAAGGCCCUGGGCGUGAAGACCGUGGGAGCCCAGGCCCUGAAGCUCUUCCAGGAACACCCCAUUUUCUCUGAAGUUAUCUCGGACCAGGAGGCUGUGGCUGCCAUUGAGAAGUUUGUGGAUGAGGAGAAGAUCCUGGUGGAGCCCGCCUGUGGGGCGGCCCUGGCUGCCAUCUACAGCCACGUGGUCCAGAAGCUGCAAGGCGAGGGGAAGCUCCGAGUCCCCCUGCCAUCCCUGGUGGUCAUCGUCUGUGGGGGCAGCAACAUCAGCCUGGCCCAGCUGCGGGCCCUCAAGGAACAGCUGGGCAUGAAGAACGGGCUGCCCAAGUGAGCCCGCCUCACCCACGUGUCCUCUCCUAACCCAGGAGACCCUGGAGGGGCUGGAGUUUUAUCCAGCGCCUUGUUGUAAAUAUUCUUGUUUGGCGGAGAGCCUGCGGCCUGGGCUGGCGGGUUGGCUUCCCAGCACGAGCCCACCGUGCGGAGGGGCCGAAGGUCAGUGGCCAGUGAGGCUGAGUUGGAUCUUCGGUAUCUCUGUGACUGCUCCGUGCAUGUCCUUGGCCACUCUGCUAGGGUGACAACCGCCCACAAGUACGCCAGGUCCCCAGAGCUGGGUGGGUGGCAGGGGCCUGAAUCACAGCAGGAGGGGCCUCCUGGAAGCAGUGACCCCUGCCCAGGCUUCCUCCCUGGGAAGUGGACAGGGUCUCCAUCCAGGGCGAGGAACCGUCUCGUCCUUCCUCCCAGGAAGCCCAACCCCCACCCUUACUCAUUUUUCUAAGGUGCAAACUUUUUCACUGAAAAAGAAAAUUAUGUAUUUAUGAAACAAA
Molecule: messenger RNA, 1519 nt
Organism: Lemur catta (Ring-tailed lemur)
Lineage: Eukaryota; Metazoa; Chordata; Mammalia; Primates; Lemuridae
Gene: SDS
Product: serine dehydratase
Exons: 7
Coding region: 40-1026 (328 amino acids)
Biological process (GO): L-threonine catabolic process; L-serine catabolic process
Molecular function (GO): pyridoxal phosphate binding; L-serine ammonia-lyase activity; threonine deaminase activity
Source: RefSeq, a predicted model, not a curated record